Molecule: messenger RNA, 2792 nt
Organism: Xiphophorus couchianus (Monterrey platyfish)
Lineage: Eukaryota; Metazoa; Chordata; Actinopteri; Cyprinodontiformes; Poeciliidae
Product: bifunctional apoptosis regulator
Exons: 9
Coding region: 423-1793 (456 amino acids)
Biological process (GO): proteasome-mediated ubiquitin-dependent protein catabolic process
Cellular component (GO): nucleus
Molecular function (GO): ubiquitin protein ligase activity; protein binding; metal ion binding
Source: RefSeq, a predicted model, not a curated record
UUACUUUCAUUAUCAUCACCGAGGGAAGUAGUCACAGGUUACUGAAGGCCAGGAGCUUCACUUACAGUAACACCUGCACUUUGAUCUGAUCUCAGGCAACUUUUUUUUUUUUAAAGCGCCAGAGAUCAGAUCAGUUGUGACGCAAGCUUUUAUCUCUGGAAGGAUACGCACGGAAGUGAACUUUUCUUCUUCAGGUGAUCCACAAUUGACGCUGAGAACGCAGGGGGAGGCUUUCCACGGCAACAGGAGCUAUGGCGACGGCGAUUCUCGAAGAAAUAUCGCUGCUCUGGCCGGACGCUGAGUUUCAUUGACUACAGGAGCUCACAGGACGGUUAGCCGGGCAGUCAUGUCACCCUUCAGCUGAUCACCGACCCCAAGCCGAGAAAGAAGAGGGUCAGUCUUCUUAACCACUGUAUUUGCAUAUGUUACCCCCCAUGGAGUGGGACCCAGCAGAUGGAGGCCUGGAUCUGCUGGCGGACGAGCCUCCUCUCGCCUUGCAAUCUCUUCAGUCAAAGCCCAGAACGAGCAACAUCUCAGAGAAUGAGUUCUCGUGCCACUGUUGCUACGACAUCUUGGUCAACCCAACCACCCUGACCUGCGGCCACAACUUCUGCCGCCACUGCCUGGCUCUGUGGUGGGAGUCUUCACGCAAGAACGAAUGCCCAGAGUGCCGGCAGAUGUGGGAAGGCUUUCCUAAGAUCAACAUAAUGCUAAGGGAUGCAAUUGAGAAGAUUUUCCGAGAGGUUGUACACAGGAGGAGAGCAGAGAUAAAGAAAAACCCUCAAGUCUCCCGGAGCUUGUUGGCUUUUCAGAGGUAUGGUGACAAGUUGGGUAGACCCAGGACAAGGCAGUAUAAAGGAGCAGGUUUCUUCUCUGGAGUCUUAACUGCACUGACAUGUGUGGCUGUGAUGGUGCUGGUGUACCACUGGGGCAGCGGAGUAUUGGAGCAGCACGACUUGUUGAUUAGUAAACCGGUGUCUCAUUGGACACCAGAAGAGGUCAUUUCAUGGCUGGAGCAGCUGGGCCCGUGGACCGAGAACUACAGAAAACUUUUCCAGGUGGAGAAUGUCAAUGGAAGGUUACUUUUGAUGCUGGAAGACGAAGAUCUGGUAAAACCGCCGUUCAACAUAGAGAAGCAGACACACAGACGUGCUGUUUUAGCAGAACUGGAGCGAGUUAAAGCGCUGGGGGUCAAACCUCCGCAGAACCUCUGGGAAUACAAAGCGGCCAAUGCAGGAAAAUCUCUGUUCUUGCUGUACGGACUGAAACACUCCCCUCGUCUCACCAUUUUUUAUUUGUAUUUAUUCGAUUAUUCUGAGACGUUUCUGCCCUUCCUGCACACCUGCUGUCCGGCCAUCACACACAUCAACAACACCGUGGAGAGCCGAUUCCUCCACACACAGGUGGAGCCCAGCUGGCAGCAGUGGGGGGAGUUUCUCGUCAAGUACUUCUUGCUUCCAUACCAGCUGAUCGCGGAGUUCGCCUGGGACUGGUUGGCGGUCCACUACUGGACGUCCCGCUUCAUUAUCGUCAACGCCAUGCUGCUCACUAUGCUGGAGGCUUUCUCUCUGUGGAGGCUCUGGACCACGGCCCCAGUCAGGACUCUGCCACAGAAGACGUGGAUCCACCUGUGCAAGAUGCUCUAUCUGGGAUUCGCCUUUGCCCUAGUGUGGUCUUUUAUCCCACAGUUUGUGUGCAACUGCUUUUUUUACUGGGCCCUCUACUUCAGUCCCAUCAUUAACAUAGACCUAGUGGUGCAGCAGCUGAUGCACCCUGAGACACGGGCCCGAUAACAGACUGCAUAUGUCAGUGCCUACGCUAUGCUGUAGAGUUGACAGCAACAUAAAUAAAGCCCCGUCUGAAGUCCAAGUUGCAGGACUGGAAGGUUCUUUUUGGGGGGGUUUUAGUUCCAUAAUCUCAGAUGAGUGUUUCUCAUCUAAUGUUUGAAAGGUUUUCUGUCUUCCUGUCUUUAGUCUUUGCAGUUUGGAACAAGAGGGACUCCAAGCCGUUUUUGGAGAAACAACUGAUCACUGCUGCGAUAUCUGGACGUCUUCUGCGUAUUAAAAACCACAAUGCCUAUUGGAUCCCAGUGACAAUACCACGAAGGGACGUCAGGACUGAACACUGUUUGUAUUAAAGAGUUGAGCAUGACUAGCCCUAUGGUCACUGUUGAGGACUCAAAACAAGAUUUUUUUUUCUUUUCAUUAUGAUUCUUUGACUUCUGUAGUCGAAGACUUUUGUUGCCGAGCUUCUAAUCAUUGAGGAAAUGCACAACUACUUCAUCAAGAUCAAAAUAUUUUAUUUGAAUUUUCAGUUACUCUGGUCCACUUGCUACAAAUCUAUCCCAAAACUCCAUAUUAUGAGAUUUGGUGAAAUUAUGUGGUGUUAACUAUUGCAGUUUAUAGUUUAGCAUUUGCUCUGCUCAGAGUUUUCAACAAUCUGUUGAAGGCUUCUUUAGCAGAUUGCUGUGCUGCAAGGUCUGUAACACUGAAUUUAAAGAUAAAAUCUUGAAAUUUGUUGAGAUGCUGAUGGAAAUUGUUAUUUUAAAAUGUUUAAUAUGCUUUUUUUUAGUUGCCUAUACUGCUGAUAAAUACAGUUGCACAUCUUUGAUUGUUCAAAGAAAAAAUGUUGCAGUGUCUUUUUCCAUUUUUUUUAAUUGUUGGACCAAGCCAAUUAAAGAAUUAUUAGGUUGUUGUUGUUUUUUUUACUAAGUUUAUUUGCACUUAAAAAUUUGACACUGUGACUGAGCUCUUUUAUGUUCUCGAAUGAAUAAAAUAGUUUUUUUUAAGGCA